CCGAAAUUCCGAAUUAGGACCUUGAGCCGGGAAACGUGAAAACAAGCAUUGUGCUGAAGCUGUUAUCUGUCCUGCCGUUUUGUUGCUCUGCUGUUUGGCAUUUGGUGUCAAUCCUCUCUUCCUAUAUAGCUAUAUACAGGUCAUUUCAUUCAGUAGGCAAGAAGAAGUAUGGUUUUGCAAGAUGCUGUUUUCACCUUUCUUCAAGAAUUAGUUGUCAAGUCUGGGAUCGAUAAGGACAAAAUACUUGAAUGUGUACAAGUUAAAAACUUUGCCUCUGGUGACAUAGCUAGUAACCAUGACGCAGUUACAGUAAAACUAAAAGAAAAUGUCCCAGAUAUCAAUUUGUUUUUAAAGUUUUGCAAAGAAGGCUCAGUGCCAGAAUUGUUCAAUAUUGAAAUUUCAACAUUUGACAAGGAAGUGGAAUUUUAUGAAAGGAUUUUACCGGCCCUAUGUAAAUUCGAAGCAGAUAAAAAGAAAACUGUGAAGGGAAAUGCAUCUCUUGCUAAUAUGUUUUUCAAGUUCUAUGGCAGUGGAUAUGUGAAAGAGAGCUUCUAUGUUACACUAGAAUGUUUUAGUCCAGAUAGUUUUUAUGUAACAGCUAAGCAUGAAUUUCACAGUCCAGAACAAAUCAACUCUGUCUUGAAGUCAUUAGCUGUGUUUCAUUCAACAUCCUACUGUAUGAAACAUCAGUGUAACAUCGACUUUUUAAAAGAAUACCCUCUCCUUGCUGAUAAAUGUUUCAAUCCAGGACAUCAUGAGGUGACUGGACCAUACUUUGUGGGUACAUUCAAACAAAAUAUUUCGAUAAUGAAGGCUGUCCUUACAGAGAUAAAAAAUGGAAAUUCCACUCUCCUCGAAAAAGGGUUCAGCCAGAUAAACUUUACUGAAGACGCAAUUGAACGACUGGAAAAAUUGAGUGACAUGAUUAUGUUUAUUCUGCAUAAUACACUAGAUUGUGAUGAUGAAUUUAAAGUUGUUUGUCAUGGUGAUUUUCACAUGUGGAAUAUUGCUUUCCCUAAAAAUCCCAAUGGCCAUCCUAGAUUUUUUGACUUUCAAAUUAUUCGAUUUUCAUCUGCAAUUACUGAUGUUCAUCAAUAUCUAUCACAAGUAUCGACACCAACAAUGCGUAAAGAACAUCUUCAAGAUUUUUUGCAGAUAUAUUACAAUGCAUUUGUAAGUAGCUGUCAGCAGUUUGAUUUAAAUGAAGAUCUGAUGUUUACGUUUGAUAAGAUGAUGAAAGAGUACGAAUACACAGCAGCGUGGGGUUUCUUGUAUGGUUUUAUAUUCAUCAUGCCAAGAUUUGUACAGAGUGAUUUUUAUGCAAGUCUAAAAGAUGUUCACAACAGCCAUGAUAUUGUGAAAUUGCUGAAUGAGAAGGGGAAACCAGAUGUGUGGAAUGCAAUUAAUAUUUACUCAGACUUUCUUUGUGAGGCAGGGCAACUGAAAACAUUUGACUUAAUGGAGAAACUAUCAUUUACUUGAAGGUAGCCCAUUAGCACUUGAGAAUAUUUUUUUUUUUUGCAGCAUGCAGGAUUUUUAGGAAAGUUUAUUAUAUCAAUUAUUCUAGGAGUAUUAUAUUUGUUAGGAUUUAGGCUUUUUAUAUGUCAUUUUGAUGUGUGUUUUAUAUUUCUAGGACUUUCUUACAACGGCAUUUAUAUGCAACAUAUGACUGAAUCAAUUGUAAUGUAAAAAUUUUUACUUUGACGGGAAAACUAACUGUAGGUUUACAUAUAUUUUAAUUUGUAUUUGUCUUUCAAAAAAUACUUCUAUAUUGCAGAAA
Hydractinia symbiolongicarpus is the source of this 1780-nucleotide messenger RNA. RefSeq lists its product as uncharacterized. The coding region runs from base 169 to 1482 and encodes 437 amino acids. The transcript has 2 exons. The record is from RefSeq and is a predicted model, not a curated record. Lineage: Eukaryota; Metazoa; Cnidaria; Hydrozoa; Anthoathecata; Hydractiniidae.